AUGCCUACUUCCUCCGUGUUCUUCACAAAUUCCAUUCCAUACGUGGAUUUCCCGCGUACAGUAACCCAGAAGACAGUGCCAAUCGGUGGAAUUUCAGUGGAUAUGGCGGCGAUUCGAAAGCACAAAUUAUCGAUUGAAUGGAGUACUGUAUUGGAUGAGAGACCAUACAAUAUGUUGAUUUCUUUCGGUUCGAUGGUCAGGUCAAUGGAUAUGCCCAUUGAGUGGAGAAACGGACUUCUGGAAGCGAUAAAAUCGGAGCCAAACGUGACAUUCAUCUGGAAAUACGAGAAUGAUGAAUUGGAAUGGGCACAAGGAGUGAAGAAUAUCCAUUUCUCUCGAUGGGUUCCCCAGACGGCCCUUCUGAAUGACGACCGUCUUAGUGCGUUCAUGACACACGGAGGUCUUGGAUCAACGAAUGAAUUGGCUCAUCUCGGAAAGGCGGCUCUCAUGAUUCCAGUAUUUGCAGAUCAGAAUAGAAAUGCUCGAAUGUUGGAAAGGCAUGGAGGAGUGAAGGUGAUUGAGAAGUACGAGUUGGCUGAUAAACACAAGAUCCGAUCGGCAAUUCAAUCGAUAUUACAUGACAGACAGUAUAAGGAGAAGGCCGAGAGACUCGCGCAUUUAUUGAUUAAUCAACCGAUGAAACCGAAGGAACAAGUCGUCAAGUAUACUGAAUUUGUCGCUAGAUUCGGUCCAUUCCCUCGAAUGGAUUCUCACGGGAGGAAACUUUCCUUUGUCGAGAGGCACUUGCUGGAUGUUUAUUCUGUUAUUGGAUUGUCUUAUUUAAUUGCAUCUUCUUUUGUCUUUUAUGUUGCUAAGUUUGUAUUUAAUAGGAUUCCUGUGAAAUUUGUCAAAAAGGACUAG
Caenorhabditis remanei is the source of this 861-nucleotide messenger RNA. RefSeq lists its product as uncharacterized. Gene Ontology annotation, molecular function: UDP-glycosyltransferase activity. Lineage: Eukaryota; Metazoa; Nematoda; Chromadorea; Rhabditida; Rhabditidae. The record is from RefSeq and is a predicted model, not a curated record. The transcript is spliced from 2 exons. The coding region runs from base 1 to 861 and encodes 286 amino acids.